AACGGACUUAUCAGUGGGGUUUUAGCGGUGUUCCCACCUCAUCAUCCAUGCCGCAAAACCCCUUCACGGCGGUGCCGAUGGACUCUCCGCUCCCGUUCCUCAGAACUCCGGCCGCCGCUUCCUCCGCGGCACCGCUCUUCGUCCCCAAACUGUCGAUCCCGAGUUGGAACCGCAACCCGCCGCGCACUCUCCGAGUACCCAUCUCCCGAUUCCGCAGGGGAGCCCCCUCCCCGCCUCGCCGCACACCCUUCUGCAGCGCCGGGCACCCGCCGGUCGCGGCUCUGCCGGGCCGUCGAGCCGGGCGGCGCCGGAACCGCCUCAGGGAGAAGCUCCUCCGCGACCGAAAGGUGCGUCCCGACUUCGCUCAUUUGGGCCCCGAAUCCGAUGCUCGAGCUCCCUCCUUUGGCGGCGUUCUCGAGAAUGAUGGUUUCGUCGAGAGCGGAGUGGGUGGUCUGGUAGAAUCUAAACGCGGGGUGUUGGGUGAAUCGGUGUUGUGGAGUAGAUUGGAGAAUUGGGUCGAUCAGUAUAAGAGUGAUCUCGAUUUGUGGGGGGUUGGUUCGGCUCCUGUAUUUACGGUGUUUCAAGACCCCGAUGGGAAUGUCAAGCGUGUCGCGGUUGACGAGGAGGAGGUAUUGAGAAGAAGCAGAGUGGUCUUGCCGGAGCACGGGGACUCGAAUGAAGUGAAUUCGAAGGUGGCCCGCGCUAGGGGUUUAGCUAGGGAGAUGGAGAGUGGGAGCAAUGUGAUUCCAAGGAACAGCUCGGUGGCUAAAUUUGUUGCUGCGGAUGCAGAAUGUGGCUCCGUUAGCACCGUUCCGAAUCUUCCGUUGCAUUCUGCUUUGAGGCCUAAAGUGUUGGGAGCUGGGACCAUGGUCUUGUGUGGUGUCUUUGUGUUAAGCGCGAUCAAGUGGAUUUUCACUUUCCGCAAGCGGGAGGUGCAAUACACACAACUGGAGAAGGAAAUGAUGAGGAGGAAGAUGAAGGCGAGAAAGGAGAAGGAAAUUUUGGAGAAGGGGCAUAUGGAGAUUGUUACAGAAGCUUCGGAAACGCCAAAUAUUCUAAUGCCAAGGCCUCACCUAGAUAAGCAUGCGCUUGUAGCCAGUAUCCGGCAAUCGAAGACUUCGAGCAGUGAAUUGGCAGAGCCCAACCUGGACCGUUCUAAUCUCCUGGAUGGCUUAGCUGUUGGAUUUGAUGGUAAAAUUAAGGAAAUAAGAGAACUGGCUAAAAGAGCUAGGGAAACCGAGGGUCGAGAUAGUUCUCUAAUUGAAGGUUAUGAAGGAGAGAAGCAGGGAAAGGAGGAGUCAUUAUCCACCGUAAAGGAGUUGAUCGAGCAACAUGAUGAAGAUGGAGUAAGUUCUCCAGUUAACCAUCAUGCACAUGCCGGAGGGAGCAUGCCAGCUAAUGAAUCUCAUGUGAUAUCAACAACUGAACCAGAAAGUGAUUGGGAUGGAUCCCGUAGUGAAUCAUUGGCAGAAGGAAAUGGAGAUAUCAGAGCCUCUAGUGUUUCAGCCAUCGGAGAUUAUAGUGAUAUUGGAAGCGGCAGGCAAGACAAAGCUACCAAGUGCAUAUCAGAUCUGACCAAUGCAUGCGAAAUCCAGUCCUUAGAUACUCUUGUUUGUGAAGUACACCGAGGAAAUGCAGUCAGAAGGAAACCUAAGAUCAUUCGGUCAGUGAAAGAAGCUAGGGAGUAUCUUUCUGACAAACCUGGUACACGAGAAGGUAAUGAAGAUGCUAAAGAGGUGGAUCUGGGAGAGAGUGAGAUUAACAGCAAUUUAAGAGAGACAACCAACAUAGUCGAGCAAUCAGCUAGCGUUGGCAUGUCUGGAGAAACACCUGAUUCUUCGACGGUGAAUGCUAACAUCCACGGAGAUAUGAUUGCUGAGGAAUUAGAAUCUAUUCCAGAAAUGGUUGAUAAUUUGGCAAGCCAUGGUGAAGAACAUGGAGCAUAUGAUGUCCGCAAUCCGUUGACUUGGCAGAAACAUGAAGCUAAUAGCUCGACUGCUGAGGCUGAUACAUCUAAAAAAUCUCAAAACUGGAUUGAGGAAAAUUUUAAUGUGGUUGAACCUAUUCUGGGGAAGAUUGGGGAUGGAUUUAGGAAUAAUUACAUGAUUGCAAGAGAGAAAGUAAAUCAGCCUUUAAAUGCCAGUAUCGACUUGACUCAGCUUCACCUCGAUGAAGAUAAUGGUGAACUUGAGUGGAUGAAAGAUGAUAAUCUUCGGGAAAUUGUUUUUCAAGUUCGGGAUAAUGAAUUGACCGGGAAGGAUCCAUUUUAUGCCAUGGAUGCUGAAGAUAAGCGUGCUUUCUUUGCGGGUCUCGAGAAGAAAGUUGAGAAAGUGAAUGAAGAGCUAUUAAAAGUUCACGAGUACCUCCAUUCUAACAUCGAAAAUCUUGACUAUGGAGCAGAUGGCAUCAGCAUAUAUGAUCCAGUGGAAAAGAUUAUUCCUCGCUGGAAAGAGCCUCCAGUGGAAAGGAAACCCGACUUUGUCAAUAGACAUCUGAAGGAAAAGAAGGCAUCAAUGACUGGAGAAGCUCAAGUAUCACCUCUUAUAAAGAAGGAUGAAAAGAAUUUAGUUGAGAAAUCUGCUGGAUCCCAAGGGAAUGAGAAUACUCCAUCUUCCUUAGCAGUCAACAGUGUAAAUAACAUUCAGAGUGAGGAUCCUAAAAUGACCAAGAUCCUCAUAGAAGGCAGUGAUGGUUCUGUUAGAACUGGUAAAAAAUCAGGAAAGGAGUACUGGCAACAUACAAAAAAGUGGUCUCGAGGAUUUUUGGAUUCUUACAAUGCAGAGAGGGACCCAGAAGUUAAAUCUGUUAUGAAGGAUAUAGGGAAGGAUCUGGAUCGGUGGAUCACUGAAAAGGAAAUACAGGAAGCUGCUGAACUAAUGGAUAAAUUACCCAAGAGAAAUAAGGAAUAUAUAGGGAAAAAACUUAACAAACUCAAAAGAGAGAUGGAAUUGUUUGGACCUCAAGCUGUAGUAAGCAAAUAUCGAGAGUAUGCAGAAGACAAGGACGAAGAUUACUUAUGGUGGCUAGAUCUUCCACAUGUAUUGUGCAUUGAAUUAUAUACGCAUCAAGAUGGGGAGCAGAAAGUUGGGUUCUACUCACUGGAGAUGGCUGCAGAUCUUGAAUUGGAACCGAAGCCACAUCAUGUAAUUGCUUUUGAAGAUGCUGGUGAUUGCAAGAACCUGUGCUACAUCAUGCAAGCUCACAUGGACAUGCUUGGAAAUGGUCAAGCAUUCAUUGUUCCUCUCCCACCCAAGGAUGCUUUUCGAGAAGCCAAAGCGAAUGGCUUCGGUGUAACUGUUGUCAGAAAAGGAGAGAUCCAGUUAAAUGUGGAUCAACCACUGGAGGAAGUGGAAGAACAAAUUACUGAGAUUGGGAGCAAGAUAUACCAUGAUCAGAUCAUGCAAGAACGUUCUGUGGAUAUAGGUGCAUUGAUGAAGGGCGUGUUUGGUGGCAACAGUAAACCCUCUAAGAGGAGAAGAUUAAAGAGAGCAAGAAAGAAACCGAGCCGUAAUAAGAAAACAAAGUGAACUGCUUUUUCUACAGAUGAGAGUUGAGUGACACAUAAUGACCGCGAAUAUUCAUUUAUGGAAUCCACAGCCGCUACAGCUCAUUUGCAGGGUUCUGGCUGCCUGAAAUUCUGUGUUUAUUCAGGAGUUUGAUUGUCGCGUCAGUCAUUCCUGAGCCACCUCAUCAAGACACAGCUAAUCUGCUAACCAGUCCAUUAUUUGUCUGUAUGACCUUUGCCAAUUCAAGCGCAAAAUUGGUUGCACUGCACACGCGUGCUUCCUCUGCAUCGGAGGUCUGAUUCGUUUGAAGUUAUGACUAGAGUUUUUUUUGCUUUGAAGAUGGUAUCUGACUGAAACUAGCAUUAACUCUACAUCCUUAAAGGAAGAUUCUCGUGCUGAUGGCUUAGAAUUGUAUCAAUUACCACAUGUGGAGAGCUCGAAAUAUUGGGUCGCCGUCCUUGGGUGCUGCAGAAUGUUGUUUGGAUAAGGUGGAGUCUACUUUGUGGA
Molecule: messenger RNA, 4013 nt
Organism: Syzygium oleosum
Lineage: Eukaryota; Viridiplantae; Streptophyta; Magnoliopsida; Myrtales; Myrtaceae
Exons: 5
Coding region: 48-3527 (1159 amino acids)
Source: RefSeq, a predicted model, not a curated record